Molecule: messenger RNA, 669 nt
Organism: Lotus japonicus
Lineage: Eukaryota; Viridiplantae; Streptophyta; Magnoliopsida; Fabales; Fabaceae
Exons: 8
Coding region: 1-669 (222 amino acids)
Source: RefSeq, a predicted model, not a curated record
AUGAAGAAGUCCGACAGUAAUCUGCCAAAAGUUCAGGAGGAUCUUGUGCCAGAUUCUCAGUCUCAAACUGUCAACCUUGUCGUAGCACGCCACCUCAAGGUCCUCGUUCCUCUUUCACCGCCGGAGUCUCGUCAUCAGAAAUUUGGCCCGGCCGGCACUAAUCUCACCGGCCCAACUGCUAGAGACGCGGCGGAAAACUUAAUUUGGUUUCCGCCAGAGCCCGUUUUGGAUCUGGCGCGCAUCGCCGUCGAUUCCGGUGGUGAUCCUGCUGCCAUUCAACGCGCUCUUGACCCAACCACCAUUCCAGUACCUGAUGUUGAAGGAUCAAACAAAAACCGCUGUCAACUCACCAGAACUCCAUAUGGCAGACACUUCAUUUCUCAGGAGUUGAACCUGUUUCUUAAGUUUUUGUUUGAACUCAUUGCUGAUCGUGGCCCCUCUGGUGGAUUCAAGGUUAGCUUGAACCAGUUUGAUUUGUUCCACGAUUACAUGUUUCUGGCAGUGGACACUGUUCAAGAGCACAAUUAUCUCCGUGCACUUAUUUUACAAAUUGGAAACACAAUUUGCAAACUCCCUAGUGGUCGUCUCAAGCCAGGAGAGAAUGCAUCUGCACCUGCUGCCAUUAAACAAUUAAAAUCUGCAGGAAAGGUUGAAAACAAGAGGAGGUAG